AUGACCUACUCAGCGGUUGACUUUUUCGUUGCUGUGGUAAGUGAAAUGGAACUUAUUCUUUUUUUCGAAUUGACCAAAUUUCAGGCCGCACAUCACUAUGAAUCAUCUUUUUCUGUUUUUCUCAGUCAUGGGCCUCUAGUUGAUGUGAGUUUUGUUGAAGACAUGAAAAACGUCUUCAAAUUUGAAAAAAGUUGAUCUAUUUUCUUGCUCCGCCUUUUCAUUUCGAAAGCUAUUUUGGGUUUGUGUGUCGCAAUUGCGGGACUCAUAACGCAAAACGUUUUUUUUUACUUAUCAGUUUUCUUUUAUUGAAAAUUGAAACUUUUCUUAAUGAUGAAUUCCAGAGCCCAGUCCUUGGUGAAAUCGGCGUGAUAAUCCGUUGCUCAUUUGUAAGUUUGAGUUAUGGCAUCUUUGAGAUACACUUCCUUUACCGCUACAUAAAUCUGUGCAGGUUUUUUUCUUGAUCGAAAAAUUAUUCUGAAUAUUCUUCAGACCCAAAUUGAUUCACUGGUUUACCCGACCAUUAUACAUUUUUGGAUGGUUCCUUUUUUGGUUGUUUUUUGGUAUUUAUUGGGCUCUCAGUGUCAGUAUGGCUCGGUUGAACGAGGAGGAUCGCGAAUUUCUGCGUGAAAGUUUUUUCGUCACUUUUAAUGUCAACAUUGAUAACGUCAGCCUUGUUGGGAUACGGUACAAGGUUAAUAUUAUUUUUUUCACCUGUCGGAGAGUAGAAUAAUAAUGGAAUAAGUAAUUAAGGCAAAGACUAUUGUCAGGACUUGUAUAGUAAUGAUGCUGGUCAAUACGUUGUCGGUUGCAGUAAUCGUUUCCUACUUUGUUCUGGGCUACAAGGUGAUGAUUAAAACAGAAACGAUAGUUAGGGGAAUGAAUCUCGAAAAACCUUUUUACAAGAGGAGUGAGAAUGCAUAUUUCGAUCAAACAUGGCUGAGAGGUACUCAAAAACACCCUUAUUCAAUUGAACACGAAAAAAUUCGCCUCUUGACUUUUAGUAGAGCUAUGACGCUUGAAAAUCUUUAAAUAACGCUAUUUUAUCAUUAUUUGGGUAGUUUGCAAGCUUCGAAGCGUCAUAGCUCGACUGCAAGGCGAAAGUAGAUUUUUUUUUCCUUGUUGUAGAAUAAGGAGGUCCCAAGUCCAUCCCAACGAAGUUUCAUCCAAAAUCGAACGGGGGCUGGAAAUGCCUCUCUUGUCAAAAAAAUCAAUAAAAGCCCACUAAAAAAAAAUUAAUUAAGAUCAACAAUCAUCUGAAGGUUUCUACACUAAGUCUAGCUGCGAAGAGAGUUCAUCGUCAGUUGUUCAUGGCUCUAAUCGCCCAAACAACCAUUCCUUUUGUGGUCAGCUUCUUGCCCUGUUUACUUAUAUGGUACACGCCCAUGUUUGGUAUUAGCUUGGGCAGGUUAUAAUCAUUUUUUAUUUGAGAAAAAUGAUGAAAAUUUUACAGUUUCAACAACUACUACACGAUUCCGAUGUUCAGCGCCUUCCCACUUUGUGAUCCUAUCGCAAUAAUCGCUAUAUUCUCUGAAUAUCGUGCCUACAUCUUGAAACGUUUCGGAAUAAAGACAGCCGUGAGAAAUGUGCGAUAUUCCUCUUCCGGUACAAUUAAAGAGCUGUCGGACUCCAACCACCGUAGACAAGACGUUAAAAUGAUUUUCUUGAAUAUUGUUGGUCAUAACUGAUUUUCAAUAAAUAUUCGUUUUUUUUUCUCCGGACAUAGCACGUUCCGCGUCAGAUUGCAACCAUUAUGUUUCCUCCCGUUUUAGUUUUCGAAUAAAAAACUUCUCUACUCAAAUAAUGGAUGCAAAUGGCAACAUACCGAGAGCUGGAAAUAGAAAAAUGUUCAUGAUUAUAAUCAAUAUUUAGCUCGUCAAAUAAAAUACACGAACAUAAAAAAAAAGGAAAAUGAAAAAUUACAGGAAAAACGGUAAAGAAAUGGAAAUUUUAAGUACCAAAAUAUUGGUUCCACGAAAACAAAAAUGUAACGCAGGGUGUGCGCGCUUUUUACGCAAAUGCGGCGCGGUUGUCUAAAGCGUUGUUGUGAGAGAAUAGUUUCAAGAUGCGGCAAAAAUUUUUGCAGACGUUUCUCAGGCUACCGUAACCUUUACGUUGAAAAUAGAACGGUUAAAAAAUUUUUUCUUAAUAUUCAAUAAAUCUUGCUCAAAAAUGUACUGCAUCAAAAAAAUUAAAUGUGUUUAAUUUUUUUAAAACAAUUUGCGGUCUCUAGGCAUAGAGAAGAUUUUCCAUUUCUUUCCAUGAAAAAAACAAUUGUACCUAAUGGUUAAAGGAGACCAAAAUUGUAAAGUUCUCGAGGAGAAAAGCAAUUUGUCUUCGAUUCACCCUGAAAGCUGUUUCUGAUUGACUAUAAAUGAAAAUCCCAAUAUAUUUUUUCCUAAUGGGAAGCUAACUAUUCGAAUAAAAGAAAAAAACCUAAUGAAUAAUUCUACUAACUUCAUCCUAGAUUCGAUUCAAAAAUGAAAGUUCCUAUGGAACGCCAGAGUGGUCUCUAUAGAGGCAACCUUAGGGACCUUUAAGGUUUUCUAUGUACCAAAUUACAUUCACCAAAAGGCCGGCAAAGGCUUGCAGAAGUGACCCCUGUUGGGGCCAUUAUUCUUAUGAGCUUUAGGAGAAGAAGGGUUCAUGAAAAACUCAACAAUUCACAAUAUUUGAACGAAAAGAUAUCAAAAAAGGAUAAACCGAAUAAAGUAUGUCUAUAUAAUCCCUCAAAGGGGGGGGCUCAGGGCCGACUAUUUUGUAGAAGGUUUUCCUAUAAGGAUUUUUAUCCCUGAACCCGCCUAGGGACCACUCUGGAGUUCAUUUGUCUGACCUUCCCUUUUCUCAGAAGGUUGUCAAAUUGAGUAAUUACGUCAGAACAAUGACCCAGUGAAUUGAACUUUUCCAUCUGCCUUUUUUUUCCGUCUUCCAAUUAAAGCGUUGUCAACAGCUUUAACAAAAGUUCAUAAGUUCUUGCUACGUCGAUUUUCUCACUUUUGGCGAUUUUGGUUAGGAUCGCAACUACAAAUUCACUUUCUGAGCCAAACUUGAUUCAUAAAAAUUUGUAAAAAGCCUUUCAGGAGUAAAUAAUAAAGAGAAAUUAAAAGUUUACGAAUGCCCGAGGUCGACGUUGGCCUUAUACCAAAAUGGCUUCCGCGUUUUUUCUGCUUUCUCUCAUUUCUCUUCAAUCCACUACUGAUCUAUCUUGUCAUCACCCAAAAUAAGUGCAAAAUUGGUCCUUAUCGACACUUUUUGAUAUGUUUCGCGUUAUUCGACAUGACCUACUCAGCUGUCGAUAUCAUUGUGGGAAUGGUGAGUGAAACAUGGCCAACUUUCCUGGUCUUAAAAGGCGAUAUGGGCAAAUUAGUGAGAGUGAAGCGUUGCGUAUGCGACGCGGCUUUUUGCGGGAAAUCCGAGAUCAAACGCUGAUGACAAGUUGUGACCUCCAGGUUCCCGUCAAAAAGCCGCGUCGCGUACGCAAGGCUUCACCUUUGCCAAUAUACUCAUCUCGUCUUGCAAGUCGGGAAGGAUAAACUAUAAAGCUUUCCAAGUUUGAAAAAAAUGCCAAAUUUUCAGGCUUCUCAUCAGUACGAGUCUUCUUUCUCCGUUUUUGUUAGUCAAGGACCUCUUGUCGAUGUAAAUCCUUUCCAGUUUAAUGUUUCAAAGUCUUCAAGUCUCAGAACCCAGUCCUUGGCGAAAUAUCUCUAAUCAUCCGUUGCUCAUUUGUCAGUCUAAGCUACGGUAUUUUCGAAAUACACUUCAUCUAUCGCUACAUACUUCUGUGCAGGUAUCCUUCCUUCAAUUUUUUUUAAAAUCACUUCUUUCGAAAUUUCUUAAGACCAAAACUUCUCCACUGGUUCACCCAACCCUUGUACAUAUUCGGAUGGUUUUUGUUUUGGUUAUUUUUCGGUAUCUACUGGGCUAUUAGUGUAACUUUGGCUCGUCUUAAUAAAGAAGAUCGAGAAUUUCUAAGAGAAACAUUCAUGAAUACUUAUAACGCUAAUAUUGACGACCUCGGAAUCUUGGGGCUUCGCUACAAGGUUGAAUAAGGUUAUUUUUUUUAUCAAAUGGAAAGAUUUAGGCGAAAACGAUCGUGAGAACGUGCACAGUGAUGUUGAUGGAUAACUUCAUAUCAUUAUCUGUUAUCACUUCUUACUUUGUCCUGGGAUACAAGGUAGGAAAAUUAUGGAAAACCUCACGGAUUUCGGGUAUUUUCAAGAUUUCAGACUUGCCAUUUUGUGGAAGUUUCCUUUUCGCAUUGCUCAUAAAUCUAUCUUUCUGAAAAUAAAUGAAUUCAAAGUAAAAACUCUGGCUUCCAAAAAAUGUGAUCAGCAGAAACUUCGCUCUAUAGACAAACUGUAUUUUCAUAAAUUUUUCCUAUGUCUUAUAAAAGCUCUACAUCCCUUAGCUUCCGAGAUAGACACAAAUUUUGAAUAUUUUGGCUUUCGGAGUUUUCAAAGUUAAAAUAAGGUUACGGUAAGCAAAUCUGUGUACACCGAAUUUGUUCUUUCCUGGCGCGAGUUUCUCUCAAAAUUAUAGAUUUUUUUUUUCCAUUAUCCUAUACAAAAUCAGGAUUACGACAAAAAAACUGUAUAAUAUGGCUUUUAGGAGCUCAAAAAUCACGUUUUGAUGGCCAAUAAGCCUUUGAAACCUUCAACUAAAAAGAAUCUUUUUCCGUUUAUAGAUUAGAACAAAUGGAAGUUCCAGUUAUUUCUCUUUUUACGUUGUCAACUAAUGAAACCUCAUUCAGAUAAACAAGCAACUAAAAAUUUCUACAAUAAGCCCGACUGCGAAAAGAGUUCAUCGACAGCUUUUCUUGGCUCUAAUCAUCCAAACGACGAUCCCAUUCCUUGUCAGCUUCCUGCCCUGUUUGCUUAUAUGGUAUGCGCCCCUGUUCGAUAUCAACCUGGGCAGGUUAUCAUCAGUUUCAUUUUGAUACAAUCACUGAAAUCCUUCAGCUUCAACAACAACUACGCGAUCCCGAUGUUCAGCGCUUUUCCCUUCUUUGAUCCAAUCGCAAUAAUUGCAAUAUUUUCCGAAUACCGAGCUUAUGUCUUGAAACAUAUUGGAAUCAACAAUGUGGUGAAAAAUAUGGGGUCUUCGACUUCAAAUACAAUCAAAGAACAGUCAGACUCGAAUAACCGUAAUAUUGUGAGGAAAUAAAAUUUUUUUGAUAAAAAAAAGUCUUCGACAGUGGAAGAGGUGACCAGCAGAUCUACGAAUGGACCAUUAUUAAAAAAAGCAAAUAAAUAAACUGCAUAGCAAAAUAAACUUUUUUAGGCCUUGAAAGUUGGUUCUGAAGUCUGAAGCCCUAAAAACGUGUUUUUUUUUUUUAAAUUUAAUAAUUUACAAUAAACCUGAAAAAUCUCCUGACACCUAAUUGAAUACUUAUCAUAAUGAAUAACAAUGCAAAUAUAUUAUUAAUAGUUUUUGGGAUAAAAAAAUUGCUAUAUCCAGACUGCACCUUCGUCAAAACUGCACCCCCCACAGGAAUAGGGAAAAAGAAUUCAUUUUUGUCCUCGUUAUGUCUCUAAGUACAUUAAUGGAAAAGCUAGCUGAAGCUCAUUUCAAUUUUGGCUUGAAUUCUCCUCCAACCACUCCAUUUUCCACCUGACAGAAAUUUCUGAAAAAUAAAAUCCAAGUUAGGAGCUUUAACAAAAAAAAAAGUCUCUUGAUAUAAUUCUUAUCAAGUCACGGAGCCAAGAAAGCUUUCAAAUGCCUGAGAUCGAACUUGGCGCGAUUCCAAAAUGGCUGCCCCGAUUUUUCUGUCUUCUCUCCUUUAUUUUCAACCCAAUACUGAUCUACCUCGUUCUGACUCAAAAUAAGUGCAAAAUCGGCCCUUAUCGACAACUUUUGGUCUGUUUCGCCUUAUUUGAUAUGACCUACUCAGCGGUCGAUGUUAUCGUCGGGAUGGUAAAAGAAACAGGGAUUUUCUCCUUGAAAUUAAAUAUUUUUCAGGCGGUACAUCAUUACGAAACAGCUUUCAUUGUGUUUGUCAGCCAUGGGCCGCUAGUUGACGUGAGAAACUUUGAAAACUUCGCGAUCAAACUAACCUAACCUUCAAAACUAGAAAAAUACCUUCUCUUUAGAACCUACUCGAACCUCGGUAACGAAAACCGGACGCGCUCUGGACGUUUCUGAGCACUUCUAGGGAACCCUGAAAAAUGGUGACACUACUAAAGUGGUCGCUAGAAGUGUCCCGACACGCCCGAAUUGCAUCCGGUUCCCUUUACCAUGAUCCGAGCAGUUCUCAUUUUUACUUGAUAAAUAACUUUACUCUAGAACCCGGUUGCUGGCCAAAUCGGUGUCAUCAUUCGAUGUUCCUUCAUUUGUCUCAGCUACGGCACUUUUGAACUACAUUUCAUUUACCGUUACAUUGCUCUUUGCAGGUAUAUUGUCCCUCAAAAAUCGUGUAAAACUUUGUUCAGACCCCAACUAGUUCACUGGUUCACUCAUCCGGUAUACAUCUUUAGAUGGUUCCUUUUUUGGAUAUCUUUCGGUUUCUAUUGGGCUUUUGCCUGCUCUUUUGCUUAUUUGAACAAAGAAGACCGUGAUUUUCUUCGUGAAAAUUUUCGGGACAAUUACAACGUCGACAUCGAUGAUCUUGGAGUUUUGGGUGUUCGGUACAAGGUUCAUUUCGAAUUCAUGAAAACGGGAGUUCUCUGA
Messenger RNA from Caenorhabditis auriculariae, 6663 nucleotides. Lineage: Eukaryota; Metazoa; Nematoda; Chromadorea; Rhabditida; Rhabditidae. The record is from the annotation of a GenBank genome assembly.